Molecule: messenger RNA, 1054 nt
Organism: Corticium candelabrum
Lineage: Eukaryota; Metazoa; Porifera; Homoscleromorpha; Homosclerophorida; Plakinidae
Product: glutamate--cysteine ligase regulatory subunit-like
Exons: 9
Coding region: 61-846 (261 amino acids)
Biological process (GO): glutathione biosynthetic process
Cellular component (GO): glutamate-cysteine ligase complex
Molecular function (GO): enzyme regulator activity; glutamate-cysteine ligase catalytic subunit binding
Source: RefSeq, a predicted model, not a curated record
CUUAGUGGUAUAAAUUAACGUGAGGAGGUUCACCUCAUCUCUCACAUUUAUCAUCCGGUGAUGGCUAGUACUAGUACGUUGGACGAUGUAAGGUCACUGCUCAUAAACUCUGGUAACAUCGCCAAACUGAACAGAUUUGGUUCAACAAGCGUGCUCACUCCUGUAGACGAAGUAAUAAGUGGAUUGAGCUCAGCAUUUCAGUUGUGGUACUCGUCUGAAGUUUCGACAUGUAACAAGGAUCAUGCUGACUGCAGACAUCCAUCCUUUGCUGAUACAAUUGAGGCUUCUGAGCGAGACGAAUUGGUUGUAACGGUCAAACUAUUUCCGUCAGAUUUCGACCCCGAGAAAUUGGAAGAAGCCGUCACAACAGCUCUUAAAGAACUCAAUGUAGGUCACGUUGACAACAUCAUUCUCUCUUUUCCUUUUCACUCAAAGGCGGGGUCAUCUCAGGAGUCAAUGAAAGCACUGUGGAAGAGACUGGAAAACUUGCAAAAACGAAGCCUUGUCACUAACCUUGGUGUGUCUGAUCUUGACAAACCAGAACUGGAAGUACUAUACCAAGCAGCAGAGGUGAAACCGUAUCUCAAUCAGAUCAACAUGGCAUCAUGCUGUGUUCUUCCAAAGGAUCUCGUAUCUUACGCCAAGGAUAAGGACAUCAAGCUUGUUAUUACGGGUGAUCCAAGAGCUUUGGUGACACAACAAACACUUGGUGAAAUUCUAUCAAUUGAAAGUGUGGAUUCAGGAUGUUGGAAUCCACUUUGGACUAUUAGAUACAGAAGUGUAACAAAGUACACAGGAGUCAUCAGACACCAUGGAUACCUUGUGAAAUGUGCCAGGGAAUGCUGAGCAGGAAUGUUGCCAUGGUAGGGGUUUGCUGCUGUUGCACAUCGUCUUGGCUGAUUUGCAUCUAGAUGUACAUUAACUGAUUUUUCAACUAGUGAUGAGCACAGAAAUUGGAUAUACAUAGGAACUGGGUGUUCAUUUUAUUAUCACAUCCACCCCUGUAUACUAGCCAUGAGAAGCCAGUAACAAUACAUCUUACGCGUGUCGCUUA